This is a messenger RNA of Phalaenopsis equestris, 674 nucleotides long. RefSeq names its product momilactone A synthase-like. Lineage: Eukaryota; Viridiplantae; Streptophyta; Magnoliopsida; Asparagales; Orchidaceae. The coding region runs from base 29 to 496 and encodes 155 amino acids. The record is from RefSeq and is a predicted model, not a curated record. The transcript is spliced from 2 exons.
CAGAAACAGAGAGAAACAGAGAGAUCAGAUGGCUUCCGACAAGCCGAGGCUGGAGGGGAAGGUAGCCAUCAUAACCGGCGGAUCCAGCGGCAUCGGCGAAGCAACCGCCCGCCUCUUCGCCUCCAACGGUGCCGCAGUCCUCAUCGCCGACAUAAACGAUUCCCUAGGCCAGCUCGUCGCCGGCUCCAUCCCACCCCCCGGUCGCUGCACCUUCGUCCACUGCGACGUCCGCGAUGAACUCCACCUCGCCGCCGCCGUCGACCUCGCCGUCGCCACCUACGGCCGCCUCGACAUCUUCUUCAGCAACGCCGGUGUGGCCGGCAAAAACAGCGCCAUCCUCGAACUCGUGUUGAAGGCGGAGGACGUGGCGGCGGCGGUGUUAUUCUUGGCUUCCGACGACUCGGGUUUUAUAAGCGGGCAUAACCUCGUCGUCGACGGCGGUACGACGGCGGUGAACUCCACGGUACCUAAAUUGAUCGAAGAGUUGUUCGAGUGACGGUUCCGAACGGGAGAUUUCAUUUAGAAUGGAGAAGUUCUAAAUUGGAUAUUUCAAUUUGGGAGAAAUAAUUUUUAGCCACUAAUUAUGUGCCACGUGUCAUGUUGUCUUCAAUAUUUGUGGUUAUUGUAAUGAAAUUUGAGCUCGUAUGUGUUUAUUAAUUGUUAUUAUUGUUUGA